AUGUUAUCAUCAUUUAAAAGAGAUUGUAAGAUCGUGUUCAAAGAAAUGUCCUUAUUGGACAAAUUAUUACCAAUAUUGAUAAUACUAGCAAUGAUUAUUGGGAUAUUAUUAUCAGUUUAUGUACCACAAUCAAAAGAACCUUUUAAUAAUACUGAUGAAAAUAAAAUGACAAAUGUUUCAAUACCACUUAAUGUUGGAUUAAUUAUUAUGAUGGUACCACCAUUAUGUAAAAUUGAAUUUGAAAAAUUAAAAAAAUUUGAUGGAGCUAGACAUUCAAAAUAUUUAAAAGAAAUUUUAAUAUCAUUAAUACUAAAUUAUAUUAUUGGUCCCUUUUUAAUGUUUGGAUUAGCUUGGGCUUGUUUAUUUAAUGAAAAAGAAUAUAGAACUGGUAUUAUAAUGAUUGGUAUGGCAAGAUGUAUUGCAAUGGUUUUAAUAUGGAAUCAAUUAGCAUUAGGUUCAAAUGAUUUAUGUGCAAUUUUAGUAAUAAUUAAUAGUACUCUACAAAUCAUUUUAUAUGCUCCUUAUCAAUUAUUAUUUUGUUAUGUUAUAACUAAUGAACCAAUAGAAUUUUUGAAUGAUGUUUCAAUGGGUCAUUUAUUUGUUUUAGUACUUAAAAAUAUUGGUAUAUUUAUGGGUAUUCCUUUAUUCUUUGGUGUUGCUAUUAGAUUUUGUUUUAUUUCAACUAUUGGUACUGAAAAAUUUAAUAAAAAAAUUAUGCCAUUUAUAGGUCCAUGGGCAUUAAUUGCAUUAUUAUAUGUUAUCAUAGUUAUAUUUAUAUCAAAAGGAGAUGAAUUUAUUCAUGAAUUAAGAGAAAGUUUAAAAUGUUUAAUACCAUUAGCUUUAUACUUUAUGAUAAUGUGGUUUGGAACUUUUUUUUUAUUACGUUAUUUAUCAAAUAUAAUGAAUUAUAAAAAUAUACUUAAGAAAAGACAAAAUUCAGAUGAAGUUACAAAUAUUGAUUCAACAGAUGAAGAAUCAAAAUUACUAUAUAAAUGUGGAUGUGAAGAAAAAUUAUCAGAUAAUCAAAAGAAAAAAAUUAAAAGUUUACAAUGUAAUGCAAGUUAUGAAUCAACAGUUACUCAAGCUUUUACAGCAAGUUCAAAUAACUUUGAAUUAAGUUUAGCUAUGGCUAUUGCAUUAUAUGGUGAAGGUAGUAAACAAGCUAUUGCUGCUGUUUUUGGUCCAUUAUUGGAAGUUCCUGUCUUGUUGUUAUUAACUUUUGUUGCUAGAUAUUUCAGAGUUAGUUUUGUUUGGAAUGAUGUUGAUUUAAAAAGAAGUAAUGGAGAAGUUGAAGUUGUUGAAAAUGAAGAUAAAAAAGGAGAUGAAGAAUGA
This is a messenger RNA of Lodderomyces jiufengensis, 1332 nucleotides long. RefSeq names its product Arr3p (gene ARR3). Gene Ontology annotation, cellular component: plasma membrane. The record is from RefSeq and is a predicted model, not a curated record. The transcript has a single exon. NCBI's taxonomy places the organism in Eukaryota, Fungi, Ascomycota, Pichiomycetes, Serinales, Debaryomycetaceae. Gene Ontology annotation, molecular function: arsenite transmembrane transporter activity; antiporter activity; antimonite transmembrane transporter activity. Gene Ontology annotation, biological process: antimonite transmembrane transport; arsenite transport. The coding region runs from base 1 to 1332 and encodes 443 amino acids.